This is a messenger RNA of Mesocestoides corti, 255 nucleotides long. The record is from the annotation of a GenBank genome assembly. NCBI's taxonomy places the organism in Eukaryota, Metazoa, Platyhelminthes, Cestoda, Cyclophyllidea, Mesocestoididae.
AUGUGCGUGCGUGCAGCCGGCCAGAUUGAGCAGUUGAUGGCACCUCCCCCGCUCCGACUUGUUCUCGUGCGCACGCACGUGCCCCGCCUGCCUCUACAGAGCACGGGUGUCGUGCGUCAGCCCCCACACCCGACAUCUGCUGCAACCCUCUGCCGUGGUAUGCAGUCCCAGCCUGAGAAUGGGAGGGGGGAACUUCCGGUACAGGCCCAAACACGAUCUCAGGAACCUCCACUGCCACCACCACCCGCUGAAUAG